This is a messenger RNA of Aspergillus ochraceoroseus IBT 24754, 636 nucleotides long. RefSeq lists its product as uncharacterized. NCBI's taxonomy places the organism in Eukaryota, Fungi, Ascomycota, Eurotiomycetes, Eurotiales, Aspergillaceae. Bases 43 to 303 code for a protein of 86 amino acids. The transcript has a single exon. The record is from RefSeq and is a predicted model, not a curated record.
UACCUAGUACCUACAUAGUAGCAGUACCAAAAAAAAAAAAAAAUGACAUCGCGCUACCCCGGCCGCGAAUCCCCCUCCCCCUCUCGCCAAUCCCGCGAGGAACAAGAACCCUUUUGCUCAGGACACCUGAGGGACGAAUACGAUAAUACCAAGAGGGGCCAGGGCCCCGCGCAGCCACGCGAACACGCAUCCAAGGCGUCGAUGUCGGAGCAGGAGAGGCAGCUGGCGGGGUUGGAGAGUAACCCUGUGCAUCCAUUGGAGGAGAUCGAGGCGAGGAAGUUCCGGAAGGGAGUUGGGAAUUGAGGUUUUCUUUGACGCCAGCCCAAGUCAGUCUUCUUAGGGGGGGGGAGAAAUUUUAUUAUAUUAUAGGUAAUAUGUGUGUGUGUCUUAUGUAUACUGGUUUAUAUGAUGGGUGAAGAAGAAGAAGAAGAAGAUAAAAUUGUCAUGUCAUGUCAUGUCAUGUAUUUCGUGGUUCCAGACAACCAGCUAAUGAAAGCAUGUUGUUGUUGUUGUUCAUAAUACGGAGUACUAUGAACUUAAUAUGAUAUAGAAUUAACAUAACAUGCAUGCUAGCAAAACUAAUUUCCGUCCAAAGUUCCAACCUAAAACAGUUUUUACUAUUCCAUCGGGGCAAUU